AUGUUGCCACCAUCGAGCCUUCUCCCUGGAAAACGAAGGAGAGAGCACGAGGGGGUUUCAGAGAGAGAUCAAGAAGGAGGAGGAUGCAGCAACGAUGUUAGAGGCGAUGGUGGUGGUGCCGCACCAUAUUUGGUGACCCAGCGAACCGAUGCCGACCCUAGUAGUCGUAUUACUACUACUCGUUUCACAAGCUCACGAGCCAUUUGAUUCGAAUAAAAGAAUGGGGUUGCGAACGAUUCAAGAAAAUGGUUGACAUAUGGAUGAAUUUUGCAAGUUUUUUUUUCCUUUGAAGUGAUUUAAUCAUUGUUGAGUAUAAUCAUGUAUAAUCAUGUAUAAAUAUAUGAAACCAGUCUCGACAUAUUCAUUUAUAAACAUAACAAUAUAAAUGUAUAACCUCAAUAUUUGGAAAAUUUAUUUAUGA
Molecule: messenger RNA, 421 nt
Organism: Lactuca virosa
Lineage: Eukaryota; Viridiplantae; Streptophyta; Magnoliopsida; Asterales; Asteraceae
Source: the annotation of a GenBank genome assembly